Messenger RNA from Lolium rigidum, 1267 nucleotides. Its product is annotated as epoxide hydrolase A-like. Bases 39 to 1007 code for a protein of 322 amino acids. Lineage: Eukaryota; Viridiplantae; Streptophyta; Magnoliopsida; Poales; Poaceae. Gene Ontology annotation, molecular function: hydrolase activity. The record is from RefSeq and is a predicted model, not a curated record. The transcript is spliced from 4 exons.
UCCGAUCCCUCGGCGGGCCGCGAGCAGCAGCGGCAGCGAUGGAGCCGGAGGGCGUGCGGCACCGGACGGUGGAGGUGGCGCCCGGGGUGCGGCUGCACGUGGCGGAAGCUGGGCCCGAGGACGGCCCGGCGGUGCUGCUCGUUCACGGCUUCCCGGACCUCUGGUACGGCUGGCGCCACCAGAUGGCCGCCCUGGCGGCUCGGGGCUUCCGCGCCGUCGCGCCCGACCUGCGCGGCUACGGCGACUCCGACGUCCCGCCCGCCAAGGACUCCUACACCACCUUCCACCUCGUCGGCGACCUCGUCGCCCUCAUCGCCGACCUCGGCCAGCCCCAGGUGUUCGUGGCGGGGCACGACUGGGGCGCCAACGUGGCGUGGCAGCUCUGCCUGCUCCGGCCAGACCUGGUGCGGGCGCUCGUCAGCCUCAGCGUGGUGUACCACCCGCGUCGGUCCGAAGGGACUACACUCCAGGCCAUCAAGGCCUUUUGCGGGGAAGACCACUACAUGUGCCGCUUCCAGGACCCUGGAAUUGCUGAAGCUGAAUUUGCUCUAUACGACCAUAAGCAUAAGUUUAAGACGAUCUUUGGAAUGCGCAAACCAGAUCCUAUUAUUCUAUCCAAGGGCAGGACCUUCUUUGAGUCGCUUGAUUCGGAUGGCACUCUCCCUGCAUGGUUGUCUGAAGAAGAUAUUUCCUACUACUCUGACAAAUUUGAGAAGACAGGGUUUACAGGAGCGCUAAACUUCUACAGAUGUAUGGACUUGAACUGGGAGCUUUCUGCAGCAUGGACUGGAGCCCCAAUAAAAGUAGCGACCAAGUUCAUGGUUGGGGACCUCGACGCCUUAUACAACACACCAGGGGUGAAAGAAUACAUCCACAAGGGCGGCUUCAAGGCGAACGUGCCGAAUCUGGAGGAUGUGGUUAUCUUGGAAGGAGUGGGGCACUUCCUGAACCAGGAGAAGCCUGCUGAGGUUUCAGAACACAUUUGCGAGUUCUUUAGCAAGUUCUGAUGAUAAAAGCACAGUCGCGGGAAGCCUAAUUUAGUUACUCCAAGAAGGGAUGAUAUUGCUAAACAGUUAUACUUAUGGAUAAACUCUAGCUCUCUUACUCGUCUUCUCAAGGCAGGCACUAUGUAACAUUUGUUUUUGGGGGGCAAUUUCCUAGCGGCACUUUUAGAAAGUGCCUGGAAAAAUAUAUUCAGAGGCACCUGUAAAAUUUUGACUUUUAGUGGCACUUUCUAAUAAUGCCUGCAAUAAUAUGAUUUUUAGAG